AAGGUACGUGUAGGCUAUAAAUCUCACGAGCACGAAGUUGGACUGGUUUCAUGGCUCCAGGAUGGAGGGGUUCCUGUCCACGUUUCCACCAUACAAUGUAUAUGGUAACCCUGUCUGCGCUUCCCCGGCUCAGGUCGGCAACUGGGGCAAGAGAGAUGGUCGCUUCAUGAACCCCCAGAGCCUCAACUACCUGGAGCUCUACAAGACCCUCCUGUCCCAGGUCAACCCCAGUUUACCCCCUCAGCUCAAGAAGGCGAACACCAAAGAGUGCGGCGUGCAAGUGAACGCCAGGGUGGAUAAAAUUGUCCAGUGCUCUCUGGGCCCCAAAACGCUGUUUUUCGAUGAAUUUCCCACUCCCUGCAAGCUCCCCAUGAGCCCCGAUGCGUCCACACCGGAGGAGAAGGCGCAGUGCCACACGCCGCCAAUGAGCAACCUGCGCUUCCUGAGGCCCGUGUCCAUCUAUUCGCCGGUGUUUGACCGCAGGCUCUUCCUAAAGAAACUCGAAGACUGCGCUGGUGAAGGAGAAGGUGAAGCCGCCGCCGAGCAGGCCACGUCCGAGGCCGAUGGGGAUCAAAGUGGCGAGGAAGCCCCAGAAGACUCCAAGACAGCUUUCCACCGGUCUCCAAAGGGAUCCAACUUUCAGUUCCUGGAGCAGAGGUAUGGGUUUUUCCACUGCAAAAAGUGCAACAUCCGGUGGGAGAGUGCUUAUGUAUGGUGCAUCUCUGGAACGAGUAAGGUGUACUACAAGCAGCUCUGCCGGAAGUGCCAAGUGGGGUUUAACCCCUACAGAGUGGAAUCUAUCCUGUGCAAGGGUUGCUCUCAGACUUGCUGCAUCUGUGAGAAGAAGCAGAGGCACAUUAACAUGAAGAAGCCUCACCGUCAGGACCUGUGCUGUCGCUGCAAGGGAAUGAAGCUGUCCUGUGACGCCACCUACAGCUUCAAAUACAUCGUCUAAGUUGCCCGCCGUGAAAGCCUGAGGUUACACCAAUAAGGCUGAUGUGUAAAGUCAUGCCACAAAGAGAAGCUGCCACCGCCCCCAGUAGCAAACUUGAAGAGUCACUCCAAUCGCUGCCCUGGUUUGAGCCAACUUUAAAAAUUCAUUCCCCCUCACUGAUCCUGGUACCUAACAUGAAAACUAUUUUUGUAUGAAGAAAUAAACACUGCACCUUAAAAGUUGAGAUUCCUGAAUGUAUACAUACACUAUGAAGUCAAAAUGGAAAUGAUGGGGUGCUUGCCUAUUAUACACAGUAGACUAUGUUACUCUACUGCAAUGA
Maylandia zebra (zebra mbuna) is the source of this 1274-nucleotide messenger RNA. It is a transcript of the gene zar1l, whose product is annotated as zygote arrest 1-like. Gene Ontology annotation, cellular component: cytoplasm. The record is from RefSeq and is a predicted model, not a curated record. Lineage: Eukaryota; Metazoa; Chordata; Actinopteri; Cichliformes; Cichlidae. Gene Ontology annotation, biological process: translation.